AUGUCACCGUCACCACCCAAGCCAGCUACUGCGGAGAGCGGCUACAUAACUCAGCCGCUCCCGCUGGAGAAUACGUAUACGACCGAUACGAGUCUUCGACGAGCGCUGGAAUGGUAUCUUCCUGCCGCCACUUUUCGAUCAGUCGAGCCAUCCUUCACACAGCUGGGAGCUGAAGCUAUCUCCGAGCAGGUGCGCGAGUGGAGUGCUGAUGCAGAACGAAACCAGCCAUACGUCAAGAGCCAUAAUGUUUGGGGUAAAAGAUAUGAUUAUGAUCGCCUCAUUACUACCGAGGGCUGGAAGCAGCUAGGUAAAUGGGGAGCUCGUCAUAGAAUUGUUUCCGCUGGAUAUGAUCCUGCGUUGGGUCUGGACCGAAGAACAGUUCAAUAUGCACUGAACUAUCUCUAUUCCCCCUCUUCGGGACUCUAUUCCUGUCCCAUCAGCAUGACCGACGGUGCCGCCUUUAUUCUUUCCUCCAAGAUCAACAAACUACCCCCGACUCAUCCAUUUCACGCGGCAUACAAGGGUCUGAUCUCGGAGGGCGAUGACCACUGGACCUCGGGCCAAUGGAUGACAGAACGGGCAGGAGGUAGUGACGUUCAAAACACCGAGACAUGGGCAACCUAUUCUCCCUUGCCCAAGGAUUCAGGCGUCGAUCCUCUCGGUGAUGGCGACUAUCUGAUCAACGGCUUCAAAUUCUUCUCAUCAGCCACAGAUGCCAACGUCGCCCUUCUUCUGGCCAAGACUCCCUCUGGAAAAUUGAGCACAUUCUUGGCGCCCCUACGGAGGACAGUUAUUGGAAGUGAUGGCGUAUCCCGCCAGAUUUCGAACGGUGUGAAAAUCCACCGUUUGAAAAACAAGCUAGGCACGAAGGAAUUGCCGACCGCUGAGCUGGAACUCAAGGACAUGAGAGCGCAUCUGGUUGGAGAGCUGGACCAGGGAGUCGUCACUAUUGCACCACUCCUGAAUGUCACUCGCAUCCAUACCUUCAUCGGCUCUCUUUCUGGUUGGCGCCGCGCCCUCAGCAUCACCAAGAGCUUUGCAAAGGCACGCACUACCGUGGGUGAGCCUCUGUGGCUUAUCCCCAUGCACCUGCGCCUUCUCGCAGAUCUGGAGGUUAAGCACCGCGGUGGCAUGAAUCUCGGCUUCUUUACUGUCGCCGUCAUGAGUCUGGUCGAGAAUCGGGUUUCUCAACCCUCGGAGCACGCUCACAUGCCCCGUCCGGGCCGAGAAGCUAAUGUUGUAUUCCGUACUCUCACAGCCACCGCCAAGGCUGUUGUGAGCAAGAUGUCAGUUCUCGGUAUCCAAGAAUGCCAGGAGGCUAUGGGUGGUGUGGGCUACAUGGAUGAAGCGGAUGAGCCCGAAUUCAACAUCUCCCGAAUCCUGCGCAAUACUUCUGUCAACUCCAUCUGGGAGGGAACCACGAAUGUCCUGGCUAGCGAGAUGGUCCGCUUCCUCCUCAAGGCUGAUAAUUUGGAUAUCUUCGCUGCAUGGGUUGAUCGCACGUUGGCUUUGAUUCGCACCGCAGCGCUUCGGGAUACUCUCACUACAGCCUGGUCUGCUCUACGGGCCCGCUUUUCCACGGGAAACCGAUCACCUCUUACGAUUCUUGCCGAUGCACGCCGAUAUAUGUUCACCCUUGCUUGGAUUCUGUGUGGCAUGCUUCUGGCUGUUGAUGCUGAGCGGGAUCAGGACCUUGUUAGUGUAGAGAUUGCGCGGCGGUGGAUUCUUAGCGCUGAAGGUGGUGUUGGGGACACUGUAUUCCAUGAUAUUGUCACAGUUCACAAAGAUGCGACUCGAGACGAUGGGGAGGAGCAUCUUCAGUGGGAUUGUAGAAUUGCCUGGGGUGUUGAGCUCCCGGCUACCCGGGCAUCUGGGCAUCGAUCACUGCAGAAAGCGAGCUCCAAGCUGUGA
Molecule: messenger RNA, 1911 nt
Organism: Penicillium cataractarum
Lineage: Eukaryota; Fungi; Ascomycota; Eurotiomycetes; Eurotiales; Aspergillaceae
Product: putative acyl-CoA dehydrogenase
Exons: 3
Coding region: 1-1911 (636 amino acids)
Molecular function (GO): oxidoreductase activity, acting on the CH-CH group of donors
Source: RefSeq, a predicted model, not a curated record